GUAUUGAAGCAGCAGGUGCGGGAGUUCUUGCACAUCUUUCAAUCGGAAAAGGGUCUCAUGCGACAAAUGCGCAUCAACGAAAAGAGAAAGGAAAAACUGUAAAAUGAAGUUUCAUCUGUUUCGAUUUUUUUCACACGGUCAAUAUGGCAUCCGUAUCGCCGAUGGAUUCGGAUUUCAUAGCUGUGCAUUUACUAUAUUUUACGAUUUCCCUCGACUGCCAUUCGAUCUUCAAAGAACGUACGCCCGCCACUUCCAUUUUUAGCCCGGUAGUUUCUUGGUCCUUGCGGCCUGCCAAGGGACAAACUCCGAAUUUUGUGAACAGCGUUUUUCUGUUAUUGAUACCUAAACCUAGCAAUAAAAAAGAAAAUCAAGAUGAUCAAUGUCGACAUUAGCAACUGUUUGAAACCGCAAGGCUACGUCGUCGACCAGCGAAGCGAUGCCUGCGCAGGUGCAGUCUUGUUAGUAUGCAAUAUUUGAACAGAAAAGCAACAACGUCAAGCGUUAAGCUUUGGCGAAGAAUGAUCGCAAUCAAAAUGAAAUGUAGAAUAAGAUGAGCACUGUGUAGAAUUUUGAAUGCACUUUUUUUCGCUACAAUGAACACAGCAGGGCCGCUCCGAAACCCGUGCCUG
Messenger RNA from Amoebophrya sp. A120, 629 nucleotides. The record is from the annotation of a GenBank genome assembly. NCBI's taxonomy places the organism in Eukaryota, Dinophyceae, Syndiniales, Amoebophryaceae.